Molecule: messenger RNA, 673 nt
Organism: Gigantopelta aegis
Lineage: Eukaryota; Metazoa; Mollusca; Gastropoda; Neomphalida; Peltospiridae
Product: ADP-ribosylation factor 6-like
Exons: 3
Coding region: 102-641 (179 amino acids)
Biological process (GO): intracellular protein transport; vesicle-mediated transport
Cellular component (GO): cytoplasm
Molecular function (GO): GTPase activity; GTP binding
Source: RefSeq, a predicted model, not a curated record
UUUACAUUAUGACGUACAUUUUAAUAACGCUAAUGCGAAUUUAAACUGAGUGUCGUUAAAUUAAAAUAUAUUGGUUGUCAUCAAAUGAAAAAGCCGUUCCGAUGGGAGGGUCUUAUUCAACUGAUGUGGGAUAUAAAAUACUCAUGAUUGGACCAGCUGGUUCAGGAAAAAAUUUCUUGCUCCAAGCACUGACUGUGGGAGCUGACAACGCUGUAAACGAAACACACACACCGGGUUUCGAGACCGCUAACUUGAAUUCCCGUAGGACUAAGAUAUUGUACAUUAUCUACAACCUUUCUGGAGAACCGGCCUAUCGUAAACUGUACAAAUACUUCUAUCCGGGAACUGAAGGGAUAAUCUUCAUGGUGAACUGUGCUGACCCGAAUAACAUACGAGAGGCCAGUGUUGACCUGGAUAUGAUACUGGACGCUAGAGAAUUGCGAGGACUUCCAAUCUUAGUAAUAGCAAACAAGGUGGACCAUCACGGUGCGAUGGAUAUGGAACAACUUAAAACUCAUCUCAGACUGGAAGCGAAGCUGGCCAGAAGGUUUUGGUGGAUCUGUCAACUGAGAAAUAGAUAUCAGUUUGAUGUAGAUAUCAUUAUGGACACAUUGGAUAAUUUUGUGCAACCAAGGCAUUAAAUAUAGGAAUAAAAAUGAUAGUUUGUCGCAUU